Silurus meridionalis is the source of this 3571-nucleotide messenger RNA. RefSeq lists its product as uncharacterized. Lineage: Eukaryota; Metazoa; Chordata; Actinopteri; Siluriformes; Siluridae. The coding region runs from base 310 to 3312 and encodes 1000 amino acids. The record is from RefSeq and is a predicted model, not a curated record. The transcript is spliced from 14 exons.
AUGCUCACUGUCUGGGAGGCAGCAUACUGGAGCACAUUUCUACCUUGCCCUACAAGGAUAUUGCAUUCUUUGUGGAGGGAGAUUCCUCACAAAGUGGUCUCUCAUCCCUGUUUCCCUAGAUUAUGCAUGUAAAUGGGAAUAAUAAUCCGGGAAGGCAUAUUUAAGGAUUGAGUGUCAAUUUAGUUCGAUAUCCAGAAGAAUUUCUUUUUUAAAAAGGAUGCAAUAAGGAUAACUCCUGUGUCUUGUGGUUUGGCAUACAUCGACACCAUGGCUACAUUCUACAGCUGCCUGCGACGAAAGAAAUAAGAGAUGAAACGGCGGACGUCAUCACCCAGCUCUAGCACUGGAGGCUUUCCAAGCAAUGAUUGCGACAUUAUGGCUUCAGGAUCUGCAGAUGCCGCCGCAGUCCCCGAGUCAUCAGAUGCAACAGAGGAGUGCCCAGCAGGGAAAAAGAAAUCCAGGUUCCAGACAUUCAAAAACUUUUUCGCAAAGAAGAAGAGGAAGGAGGCUGCUGGACCUGUGGCAGAGUGCGAAGUCCAUUUGAAGUCCGGUCAGUCUGUUGAAGAUGUCAACACUCAUGAGCUGGGUUCCAUCCACACGGACAAAGAAAGCAACUCCAGUUAUAAUAUCAACGUGGAAAGCAAGGCUUUGUCCCAGGACAGUGUCUUCACUUCUGAUCCACCCUCUCCGGAGACAACAGAAGCUCUUCAAUCCUCAAACGACAGCAUUCAUGGCAAAGUGAAAUCCCUACAGAUGCAGCUGAAGCAGGCAAUCCGUCUUGGCUCUCCUCCAGCUGUGAUUUCUAUGAAGAAACCUGAAGACGGAGGGACCGUUUCAGAGGACGACGGGUUGCCAAGCAGUCCACCCGAGAACUCCAUAAUCCACACCGUGCUCACUUCCUCUCAGAGGUCAUCAGGUGUGGUCCAGAUGAGUGGCUCCCUUAGCCUGGAGGGAUCAGACAGCGAUGAUGACGAGAUGUCUGGAGCUUCAUCGAGACCAAGUACCCCACAGACAUCCAUUCCUGUGGACUUUAGUGAGCCAGCCAGCUCUCUUUCCUGCCUGGACAGUUCUGCUGCCCACCAUCGCAUUGCUGUCAAAACCAGGGCCUGUGCUAAAAGGAAGCCUGCCAGCAAGGAGAUAUUACAAGCCAAAAGAAGGGACCUGAGAGAAAGAGUACUACUAAGAGAUACCGAGGACAACCGGAGAGCUGCAGGAACAAGCAUAGUAGAGGAGGAAAAUAAAGAUGAAGAGGAGCUUAAUGAAGACCAAGAGGACUCUCUAAUGAGCUCAUCAGGAUGGCAACAGAAUGAGGAGGAGCUGCCAGCAUCUUCCCAAAGUCAAAGAUCAUCUUCAACAAUGUCCGUUUCUUCCGAGGCGUCGGAGGAUGACGAAUGUGUUCCUGACAAAGAUCACGUCGCCAUCUCUGGGAUCCUAGAAUGCCCCUGGGAAAACCCAAUAACACUGGAGCUCCAGACUGAUGACUUCCUGCUGGAAGAAGGCUGUGAGGUUGUCUCUAAAAACCAGGGUUCUCUGCUGGAGGAAGUGCUGAGUUCUCUGAAAGGCCCCCUUGUGUCAGGCUUGGUGCUGGAUUCCGAAGCUACCGUUGAACAGAUAGAGGUUGAAGACCUAGCUGGGGAAGAUGAGCUGGACGAACCGGAUGUACCCAGCGCAACAGAACAGCCUUACUUCACAGAUCUCUCCUCAGUCCUAGACACCCAAUUACCUGUUAAAAACACUCUUUCUGAAUCAGUCACACUUCUACAGGAAGUAGAGAGUGUUUUAAAGGAAGAAAAAUUGCCAGAAGGACAAGAAACUUCAGAGGAAGUCGGAUUUGAAGAAGAUCUGCAAGUUCAUGAGGGCAGUAUUGAGAAGUAUGAGAGUGAUGAAGACCAGGAUGUCAUAAAGGAGAAAGUAGCUGAACACGGUGAGAAAAUUGACUUUGCUGGGGAGCAAGUAGCCUUGGAACAAAAGGAUGAGAACAUGAAACCUGAGGAAAAUAUGGAUGAGGAUGAAAUGCAAGAGAGUGAGGAGGAAGCAGAAAAUGAAGGUAAUCAAGAGGAUGAGAUGCUGGUUGAAGACAACAAAGAGAUCAAAGAUGGUGAUGAACUGCAUGGAGAAGAAGAAAACGAAAAGGAGUGUCAGAUCAUAGAUCAGACAUGUCCCAUAGAAGAUAUGGAACCGGAGAUUAAAUUGGACACAAGCAUAAAAAUUGAACGUUCCCAUGAGACCGGCCAGUCAGUCACAGGCAGUUCGCUUGUGCCAACAGAGGUUGUGAAUCAGCCUGAAGAUCUUUUAGUGCAGGAAUUUACUGAGCAACCUUCCUUUGUGGUGAUGACCUGUCUUGAGCUCAGUGUUCCCAAGAAAACCUCAAACCAGGAUGUUCCUGAAAUACUACAGGAGGAUGCCAGGGAGCCUCAUGAUGUUAUGGAAGAAUGUGAAGAUCAGCACACAGAAAGUCUGCAGAUUGAAGAUGAACAUUCAGAGGAGGUCCAUCAAGAGGAGGUGCUCUCUGUGAGUCACCAGUCAAGCUCAGCUGAAAGCGAGGCUGCCAAAGAGUUUGUUCAGGAGGUCACACUCUCUGUAACAGAUGACUCUGAUGAACCUGUAUUUAACAAGUGGCCAAGCAGGGAUCAAUCUUCUGAUUCCAUAAGAGCUGAGCCAUCUGCCAACCAAGAGGAGACUCAGAGUCUGUCAUCAUCCAUGCUCCAGAAAGAGAUAUGCACAGCUGAUGAGGACACAACCCCAGAGAACCCCUUUGGAGUACGGCUGAGAAAGACACCAGUUCUGCACCGCUAUGCUUCCGAGGGAGAAAGUCAAACUCCUAGCACAGAACCCAUGGACACACCGAAGUCGCCAUUCCUGGAUCAGCUUUCAAGGAAGCCUGCUUACCCCAAGAAGCCUGAUCAGGUGACUGAAGGAGUUGUAAAGCCCAAAAGAACCUCAGAUCUGCCUGGGAAAGCAUCAGUUGAAAGCUCAGAGCCUCCAAGCUGGAUCUCGUUGGCCAAGCAGAAGCAAAAAGUCUUCAAAGAAAACUCUCUGGAUGAAUCACCUGACAGCAAGGAGGAAUUUAAUAAGAAUGGUUCAUUGGAGGAUCUGUCAGUUCCGGUUACUAAGGAUCAGCUAAAACCUGUUGCUUCACCAGUUAAAGUGUCAUGUUCUUUGGAGAUAUCCAAGCCAGCACUACUGGAAAAGGAAAAGAGGACCAUCAGCCACCCAGUUCCAGCCCCUCUAACCCAGGACGAGCCUCCAUGGCUGGCUUUGGCCAAGAAAAAAGCUAAAGCCUGGAGUGAGAUGCCACAGAUUGUGCAGUAAAGACUAAGAAAACAUCAGAGCUCCUUUUCAGGACAUUUUGCGCACACACACACACACACACACACACACACACACAGUUUCCUUCCAGUACCGGAGAUGUCUCCAUCUUUCAAAUGGUUUUUUUUUGUUGUUGUUUUUUUUGCACACAAAAACACAGAUCUACACAUGGAUAUAAGCAAUAUCAUCAGAAUUUGUUUUCACAUUUUAACAUCCAUAUGCCCUAACAGCAAAAAAUAAACACCAGUUUUAAUUGUUAAAA